ACGUAAUGUGACUUGUGUAUUCACAAUUAUUAAGUGAAAUGAUUUCGAGUUUUUAUGAGAAAAUUAUUGGUACGUCUUCAUCAAUGGAGUCGAACCAACAAAAGAUUCUUUGUGUUGGAUUAGCUUGUCUAGACAUUGUACAAACGUGUAAACAAUUUCCUACGGAAGAUUCUGAUCAAAGGUCUGUAGAAUGUAGAUGGCAAAGAGGAGGUAAUGCAUCUAAUACUUGUACAGUUCUUUCUCAAUUGGGAAGUUCUUGUGAAUUUUUUGGUACUUUAAGUGCUGAAGAACAUUUAAAUUUUUUGCAAAAUGAUAUGCAAAAUUACAAUAUAGAUUAUUCUCAUUGCCCUAUGGCAGAAAAUAUAGGAUGUCCAACAUCUACUGUUAUUUUGAGUUUAAGUUCUGGUACUCGCACAAUUUUACAUCAUAAUCCAAAUCUGCCAGAGUUAACAUUGAAGAAUUUUGAACAAUUACAUUUAGAAGAUUAUAGUUGGAUUCACUUUGAGGGUAGAAAUUUAAGUGAAGUAUUAUCUAUGAUGCAGUGCGUGGAGAAUUAUAAUAACAUGUUGAAUUACAGUCAAGAUACAGACAGCAAAGAAAUAGAUGCAAAUCAAGUGCCAAUUACGAUUAGUGUAGAAUUAGAAUGUCCAAAACAAGAGCUGUUAGAUCUACUACCUUAUGUUGAUGUAACAUUUAUAUCUAAAGAUUUUGCUCAGAGUAGAGGGCAUGAUAACAUGAGCGAAACAUUGAAAAACAUUAGUGAAGAUGCCAAAUCUGGAGCAACUCUUAUAUGUGCUUGGGGUGACAGAGGGGCUAUGGCAAGAACUCCAGAUAAUAUUAUAGUACAAUCUCCUGCAUUUUCACCACAGAGGGUUGUGGACACCUUAGGUGCAGGAGAUACUUUCAAUGCUGCAGUACUGCAUUUUUUAAAUAAAGCAAAAUUGGAAUUUAUUAGAAAAAGAAAGUCAGAUCCAAAUGAAACAAAUAGUUUACAGAAAGAUGUGAAAAUAAGACAAAAUAUUAAAAGGAACUAUAACAUUGAAAGCAUAGAAUGUAGUCAUACAGAAUUUAUUACACAAAAUAUUUUACAAGCAGCUGUAACUUUUGGUUGUCAAGUAGCUGGUGCUAAAGUAGGUUUAAAAGGAUAUACUAAGUUAGAUGAAAUUUUCAAAAAUGCAUUAGAGAGUUAA
Eufriesea mexicana is the source of this 1190-nucleotide messenger RNA. RefSeq names its product ketohexokinase. Gene Ontology annotation, biological process: fructose metabolic process. Gene Ontology annotation, molecular function: ketohexokinase activity. Bases 39 to 1190 code for a protein of 383 amino acids. NCBI's taxonomy places the organism in Eukaryota, Metazoa, Arthropoda, Insecta, Hymenoptera, Apidae. The record is from RefSeq and is a predicted model, not a curated record. The transcript has 3 exons.